Molecule: messenger RNA, 803 nt
Organism: Oncorhynchus gorbuscha (pink salmon)
Lineage: Eukaryota; Metazoa; Chordata; Actinopteri; Salmoniformes; Salmonidae
Product: chromobox protein homolog 2-like
Exons: 3
Coding region: 411-803 (130 amino acids)
Source: RefSeq, a predicted model, not a curated record
CUCCAGACCUCCAGUGUAUGAGCAGUACUCCAGACCUCCAGACCUCCAGUGUAUGAGCAGUACUCCAGAGUUUGCCCCUGCUGUAUAGAAUCAUAGGUUAAAUCGGGUGUCAAACUCAUUCCACGGAGGGUCGAGUGUCUGGGUUUUUGUUUUUUCCUUUCAAUUAAGACCUAGACAACCAGGUGAGGGGAGUUCCUUACUAAUUAGUGACCGUAAUUAAUCAAUCAAGUACAAGGGAGGAGCAAAAUCCCACAGAUAUUCAGCCUUCUAUGGAAUGAGUUUGACACGUGUAUGAAAUUAAUUUGGUUCACUGUAGUCUUUUGAAAUGGGAAUUGAAUGAACAACCAAUCCAUAGACAGUUUCACACCCAACUAGCUGUUUAUUGUUUUCCAUCCUUUUGAGGAAAAUCUAUGAGGCUUUGGCCCCUUGUGGGGUAUGAGAUCGUUGAGACAAUUUGGCCGGUGAUGGCUGGUCCACUCCAGGAGUCUGAGGUGCAGGAGGUUCCUCCGCCCCCUCUGGACAUCGACAGGGCCCAGGCGUAUACUGUUCGAGCCAUCAUGGACUCAAGGCGUCGGGCAAGGGGCCUUCCGUACCUCGUGGAGUGGGAGGGGUACAGUCCGGAGGAGAGAUGCUGGGUGCCGGUGGAGGACAUCCUAGACCCUUCGUUACUGCGGGAAUUUCACCGUCUCCACCCGGAUCGUCCUGCGCCUCGUCCUCCGGGUCGUCCCCGAGGCCGGUGUCGGUGCGCUGCUGGAGCCGCGCACGUCAAGGGGGGGGGGGGGGCUGUCGCUACUAUUUUGUAA